This is a messenger RNA of Neodiprion fabricii, 1072 nucleotides long. RefSeq names its product proteasome subunit alpha type-5 (gene Prosalpha5). The record is from RefSeq and is a predicted model, not a curated record. NCBI's taxonomy places the organism in Eukaryota, Metazoa, Arthropoda, Insecta, Hymenoptera, Diprionidae. Gene Ontology annotation, cellular component: nucleus; proteasome core complex; proteasome core complex, alpha-subunit complex. The coding region runs from base 147 to 953 and encodes 268 amino acids. Gene Ontology annotation, biological process: proteasome-mediated ubiquitin-dependent protein catabolic process. The transcript is spliced from 4 exons.
AAAUCAAAGCGUCGUUUGACUCUGUAGUAACUACAACGCCAAUCUGCUGUCGUGACUGGCGCGUUUCUAACGAGCUAGUGCAGUCGGUCCGUAACGUUGUCGUAUAUUCAGAAUUACUUUGACCCUACACUACCCGGAAUAAGACGAUGUUUCUAACACGUUCCGAAUACGAUCGCGGUGUGAAUACUUUUUCACCGGAAGGUCGUUUGCUGCAAUUGGAAUAUGCCAACCAAGCGAUCAAGCUGGGAUGUACAGCAAUUGGUAUAUCGACAUCAGAAGGUGUUGUCCUGGCGGUAGAGAAGCGUGUGACGUCGCCAUUGAUGGAGCCGACAACAAUAGAAAAGAUAGUUGAAAUCGACAAGCACAUUGGCUGUGCGUCUUCUGGUUUCAUGGCGGACUCAAGGACUCUAAUUGACAGAGCUAGAGUCGAAUGCCAGAACCACUGGUUCAUUUAUAAUGAAAAAAUGACCGUAGAAUCCGCCGCCCAAGCCGUAUCUAAUUUAGCCAUCCAAUUCGGGGAUAGCGACGACGAUGGUAGCGCGAUGUCAAGACCCUUUGGCGUCGCAAUUUUGUUUGCUGGAAUUGACGAACAUGGACCACAACUGUUUCACAUGGAUCCAUCUGGUACUUUCGUUCAAUUCGACGCCAUGGCUAUUGGUUCGGGGAGCGAAGGGGCUCAACAAUCGCUUCAAGAAGUUUACCAUAAGUCUAUGACUCUGAAGGAGGCCAUAACGUCUGUCCUGACGAUUUUGAAGCAAGUAAUGGAGGAAAAGUUAAGCGACACUAACAUCGAGGUCAUGACAAUGACGCCCGGGAAAAUGUUCUAUAUGUUUACAAAGGAGGAGCUACAGGAGAUCAUAAAAAACCAGCCGUCAUUGAAGGAAGAACAGUCAAAACCAAAGUCAGAUAAUCGCGCGGUACUGCCAGGAGCCGCAUCUACCUCUAGCGCCUGAAGAGAUCUAUCAAAUUCAUACGUAUUCUCUAAAUCGAACUUUCCCUAUUCUAUUAUGCUAACUUCAUUCCGUGUCGCACUUAUUAACCUUUUAUAGAAUAAAAAUUUCUCAAAUGAAAA